UUUCCACAUCCUGUUUUCAGCAAAAACAGGCGCACAAGCCAAUCAACUUACAGGAACUCAGUCGCUCGACCAAUCAGAAGUUCACAAUCCCGGGACUUUGGUAGCUCGUCCGUGUACUGUACUGCUGAACAUUUCUUGUGAAAAUCUUGAGACAGGAUAACAACCAGACUGUAUAGAGAGAGUCUACAAUUGCCAAUUUUGACGGGUUGGGCCCCCCAACACACAACACCCCACCAUGCCUCUGGUUACGAGGAAUAUAGAGCCACGGCAUGUGUGUCGACAGACCAUCCCCUCUAACAUCCGCAGUGAGCUGGAAUGUGUCACCAAUAUCAGCCUGGCCAACAUCAUCCGCCAGCUCGGCAGCCUUAGUAAAUAUGCAGAAGAUGUGUUUGGGGAGCUGUUUAUCCAGGCUGGAGCAUUUGCGAUCAGAGUAAAUACACUGGGAGAAAGAGUGGAUCGACUGCAGGUAAAAGUCACCCAGCUGGACCCCAAAGAAGAGGAAGUCUCUUUGCAGGCCAUCACUACUCGUAAGGCCUUCCGAAGCAGUCUGACCCAGGACCAGCAGAUGUUCACCAGGCCAUCUCUGCCAAUGCCUGUACAGGACACCUACAAAACCUGUAAUCCGCCCCCACCCCUCAACUACCUCAGCCAAUACCGGGACGAUGGGAAAGAGGCCCUGAAGUUUUACACUGAUCCCUCCUACUUCUUUGACCUGUGGAAGGAGAAAAUGCUGCAGGACACCAAGGACAUCAUGAAGGAGAAACGCAAACACAGAAAGGAGAAGAAAGACCAUUUGAACCAACGAACGCUUAAUCCACGAAAGAUCAAGACCAGAAAGGAUGAAUGGGAACGCCGUAAGAUGGGGGCGGAGUUUGUGGUGCCAAAGAAUGAUUUGAUGAAUUCUUCCGAGGCUCUGAAUGGCAGUAUUGGAUCUGGAGAUGGCUUCAAUUCUGAAGGCUUCGAGAUGAGUACCGACUCCUACGCUUAUGAGCCUGGCUCCCCUCUCUCUCCGCCUGGCAAUGAUGACUUCCUGCCUCCUCCACCUCCAGACAUGGCGUAUAAUGACGGAGGGUACGGAGCACCAACCCAGAAGCGUGUCAGUGUGCUAAGUCCAAACCACCCACCUCCUGCUCCCCCCAUGGUCUCUCCCCCUCCCAACUCUCGCCCUAACCUCUCUCCUCCUCCUGCACCUCCUCCCCCUCCUCCACCCUCUGGAUUUGGGGUUCCCCCACCUCUUAUGGUGACACCACCCUUUCCUCCUCCAUUCUCCCUCCUCUUCCACUGCCAUCCCUCCCCACCUGCUCCCCCUCCUCCCCCUUAUGUCCACUGUUCUUCUCCCCUCCCCCCUAUGCCCACAGGAGGUGGUGGUCCACCACCUCCUCCCUCCUCCACCCCCGCUGGCCCUCCUCCUUCAUCAUACCACAUCUGCUCCACUCCUCCCUGUGUGGUGGGCGCCACCAAGCUCGCUCCUAAACCUCAGCCAGAGCCUGCUGCCGAUGAUCCUCGCAGUGACCUACUGCAGGCCAUCCGACAAGGUUUCAACCUGCGUAAGACGGAGGCACAACGGGAGCAGGAGAAAAGAGAUACGUCUGGCAAUGACGUGGCCGCCAUCCUGUCCCGUCGUAUUGCUGUAGAGUGCAGCGACAGCGAGGAUGACUCCUCCGAGUUUGACGAUGAUGAGUGGUCGGAGUGAUUGUCGUCCCGUUUCCCCUUCACUACCACAUCUGUAUCUUUCCUUAGCCUUAAACAGCAUCCUGUUUCCAUUCAGAUUCCAUUCUUAAUACCGGAGAGGCACAGGUCCAUAUUCUGUGUAUCUUUUAGAUUUUUAGUGUAUGCACUAAUAGUAUGUACAGGUGACCUAUUACAAAUCACAUUCCUUGAACCAUUUAGUUUUGUUUAUCCAAAAUUAUUCUGAUCAGAGGUGCAAAAGUCCAAAGAUUGAGAGAGUGUGAGUGUGCCUGGUUGUUUCCCCAACCUUGAUGCUUUAAUUGGAAGUUAUUGAUGUUAGAGUGUUGUGUGAUGUGAUGCACGUCUCUCUGCUGAGUCUGUAUGUAAACACAUCACCUCUUAGUGUCUAUUAGAAUCGUUUGUCCUUUGCUGUAGGUCAAAUGUCUGAUUUUAGCCGCUUAAGUAUAUUAAGGGAAGGGACAAUAGAGAGGGAGUGGACACACAAGCACGGAACCUUUUCAACACACAGUAUUUGUACGUACUGACUCAGUGGAUAAGACAUAAUGUGUUGACGUCAAAACAUUUUCGCUCACUCAUAGAUUAUACAAUAUAGAUGUAAAGUUUAUAUAAGAUAUUGAAUCAUAUUUACUAAAGAUAAUGAAUGCAAUCCUUUUUAUAUCCCUUAAAAGCACAGUUUUCUUUGCCACUUUUCCUUUCCUCAUUUAUAUUCAGUCUUCUUUCUGUGGUUGUCAUGGGAACAAUUCACUUGUGGAUGUGACAUGGUUGUAGUUUAUAAACAAAUUCAUCAAUGAAUUAUUCAGUAUGAUAGGGGAAGUAUUGGCUCAUCAUGACAGAUACCUGGGUGUUUGAUGAGAUCACGUGUUUCAUUUUGUAUUGUGGUUCAGCUCUGUUGUGUAUUUCUUGCUGCAGUUUUUCUUUUGAACAUUUCUGGGGAUCAACUAGGCUCUGUUACUUUCAUCACUAUGCUAUUUAAAAAGAGUGCCUUUUUAUACUGCAUUUCAGUGUCAGUGCAGGUUUAUUUUGGUUAUCCACACUUGUCACUGAUCAGCUUCUAAAAACCUUAUCAGCUCCCGUUGAUGAGUCAAAUGUACAGUAGAACCGACUGAUGUUUAGUGUGGACCACAUAUUUCUCAAGUGCCUUUAUUUUAAAUGUGCCUGUGUUAAAUUACAAUCACAUAACAUGCUUUGCCAAAGCUUCUCCUGGCUUUCAUUUCCAAAAGAUUAUAGUUAUUUUAAUAAAGAGUGAAUUACAGUGA
Messenger RNA from Etheostoma spectabile (orangethroat darter), 2945 nucleotides. RefSeq names its product WASP family member 2 (gene wasf2). NCBI's taxonomy places the organism in Eukaryota, Metazoa, Chordata, Actinopteri, Perciformes, Percidae. Gene Ontology annotation, cellular component: cytoskeleton; SCAR complex. The record is from RefSeq and is a predicted model, not a curated record. Gene Ontology annotation, molecular function: actin binding; protein kinase A regulatory subunit binding; Arp2/3 complex binding. Gene Ontology annotation, biological process: positive regulation of Arp2/3 complex-mediated actin nucleation; actin cytoskeleton organization.